AUGAUAUGCCUUAGAAGAAGAGUCUCUUAGUUUAUCAUAGUAAGGUCCUACAUACUAUUAAACAUACUUUUUAGAGUCAUAAAAUUUAUAAAUUGCACAUAUUGGUAAGUUCAUAGUGUAGUUUUCAAUAAUAUUUGUAUAUUCUACUCCUCCAAAAAUACAUUAGCAACUUAUUGGUCCUAAUUAACUAGCCAGAUCCAUAAAAUUACCACCUUUAAAAUAUGUCAUACCUAUCUUUAGGUCAUCUUUAAUGGGAUUAUUACAGUAGGAGAUUUACAAGUUAUUUUAUUUAGGUUACACAAAACAUUCCUAGUAAGAAUUAAAAGCAGAAGCGUAUAAAUCCUCACAGACAAAGGCUCUCUAUUCUUUAAAAGUAUUCUUGACUUCAGAAACAAUCUUAGUUUUUUAGCAAAUCAAAUUGGCGUUUUACCAGUCUUAGUUUGCAUAUUUAUCUAAAUUAUCUAGCGAUAAUUAACAAUAUUUUUUACCUAUUUUAAGAGGAUAUCCUAACUCUCCACAUAUGUAAAUUUUUUCUAAUUCAUCAUAAAAAUCACAAGAAGUGUCAUAAAUCUUGCUUUCUAAUUCUUAGAUUGA
Messenger RNA from Tetrahymena thermophila SB210, 594 nucleotides. RefSeq names its product transmembrane protein, putative. The transcript has a single exon. The record is from RefSeq and is a predicted model, not a curated record. Lineage: Eukaryota; Ciliophora; Oligohymenophorea; Hymenostomatida; Tetrahymenidae.